Vicia villosa (hairy vetch) is the source of this 810-nucleotide messenger RNA. RefSeq names its product cyclin-dependent protein kinase inhibitor SMR3-like. The record is from RefSeq and is a predicted model, not a curated record. The transcript has a single exon. NCBI's taxonomy places the organism in Eukaryota, Viridiplantae, Streptophyta, Magnoliopsida, Fabales, Fabaceae. Gene Ontology annotation, biological process: regulation of DNA endoreduplication. Bases 110 to 529 code for a protein of 139 amino acids.
AGUUUUUUUCUCAUAUUCCAACUUAUCUAUAUAUAUUCACUAACAAACGCAGUUUCACGCACAUCACGUUAAGUAAUUUUCUCUCCUUCCAAACACGCCUUUACCGAUCAUGUCCACCGAUCUCCACCUCCACCAUCAGUUACCUAAACUCCGAAUCUCCGCCGUCAAACUCGACGACGUUGACGCCGACGUUCCCUCCUCCGAUCAAAUCCUUGAGGUUCCUGUCGACGAUAUCCCGUCGUCUCCAGUCACACAACCAGAAACCGAAACCGAAAACGAAAACGAGAACAACGGCGCCGUCGUUGAUGGAGAGAACGGAAACGACGAGAGUUACCGGACUCCGACUUCGAAGGAAAGCAAAAUACCGGAGAUCUUGAAUUGUCCGCCGGCGCCGAAGAAACCGAAGCCGUUCGUUUCGUGUAAGAGGAAGCUUAUGGAUGAAUUUCAAUUCUUCGAGGUUUCGAGUAACGAAGACAUGGACGCGUUUUUCAGAUCCACUUUUCCAAAGAGGACUUGUCCUUGUACAUGAAAAUUGAGCAAAUCAAACUCUCUGCAAUUCAGUCUCGAACACUGCCUUGGUGCUCGCCGGUUAAAUUACGUAAAUUAAUUACACGAUUUUUCUUCUUUUAUCGAAUUCCUCUUCUUCUUCAAUCAUGAUGAUCCAUUUCUUUCUUUCUUUUUGUUCUUUUAUAUGUUAAUUAUAUAUAUAUAUAUAGGUAUUUCACUUUGUAUAAGAUGUGAAAUAUUGGAUCUGAAUCGUAUAUGUGAAUUAAUCAAUGGAAAUCGAUCAACAUAAUGUUGAAUUCUCUA